GGAUGAGCUACUUCAGCGUGCCCGACGGCGCGGACGAGGAUGGUUACGACGCCGAGGGACUCGAAGGCCAGAACCGCGCCCCAGACGCGUUCGAUCUCCGUACACCGUUGGACAGGACGAUAGAUCGCAUUGGAAUGGGAAACUACCAAUGGAUUCUGCUGUCACUAUGUGGUUUAGGGUGGUUAGCGGAUAAUAUGUGGCUCGAAGCUAUUGCCAUAGUUUUGCCAAGGGUACAACGGCACUAUGACGUAUCGGACAACAUGAUCGGCUCGCUCUCUUCCUCCAUGUUCGCUGGAAUGAUGGUCGGAGCCGUUGGCUGGGGUGCUUGUUCUGAUUCGAUGGGUCGUACGACCGCAUUCAACGCAACUCUCUGCCUCACAGCUCUGUUCGGCAUCUUGAGCGGACUCACCACAUCCUUUCUCCAGCUCUGCAUCACCUUGUUUCUCCUGGGCAGUGCGGUCGGGGGUUCUAUGCCCACAGAUGGCACCUUGUUCCUGGAAAAUGUCCCCAAAGGACGGCAGUAUCUCCUUACUGCGUUGUCCGUUUUCUUCUCCAUCGGCUCCGUCGUGGCGGCAGGUGUCGCCCUCCUCGCCAUCCCGGGUCGUGCCUGCACGGGUGAACCUUCCCUCCCUUGCGACGUUAACGUUCAGAAUACCGGCUGGAAGUAUCUGCUGGGCGUGUUGGGAGUCUUGACUUUAUGCAUGUUCCUCGCCCGCGUCGCUUUCUUCAGAAUACAUGAGUCACCACGGUACCUGGUCACUGCCGGACGACAUCAAGAGGCGCUCGAGUCGCUACAGAUGAUAUCACGAUUCAACGGUUCCGAGCUUUCGAUUGACAUCAGAGACGUCUGUGAUCGCCCUGUCAACGCUUCUGGCCGGAUCGAAGAGGCUACUCCAUUCCUGGACGAAAGCCUUCGUAGACUUCCAGACACCUCUGCCGCUGUUCCAGCAUCUGCUCAGCAGCCCCCUUCCACCAGGCCUUCUAUGGACGCCCAGACUAUACUAGAUCCCUCUGAUUUGGGUGAGACGGCAGCUCAUACGCCUCAGCACGGCCCCCGGCAUCUCGCCGCACAGCGAAGCAGUGACCUGCUUAACCCAUCUGCAAACGCCACGCGGUACGACUCAACGUCGGACUCUGAUACUCCAUUGAGUACCCAUGUCUUCGCAACUCCAGUUCAGGAAGAACCGCCCGCGCCUGCACUGCAUACCCAUGCACGGACGGAGGGCAGCACAUCCUUCGCCAUCACAGACUCGCUAGAAAUGCCCCGGGAUGAGCAUACACGCACAGCAUCCGUGAUGAGUUCGCCGACUGCAGCCAGACGUACGCACCCGCCUCACACGAGAAGCAGAAUGCGAAGGCGGUCCUCGAUGGUCUCGCGUUCAUCGUAUUACGAGGUGGAGAAGCGCGUUGGGUGGAAGCUGCCGGAUGUGGUACGAAGGCCGUUGUUGGCGUGGCUUGACAGGGUAUCGCUCGUGUUGGCUCCGGAGUGGUGGUGGACGACCAUUCUGGUAUGGCUGGCGUGGGGUUUUAUGGCAUUGGCUUAUACGAUGUUCAACGUGUUCCUGCCGAAACUGUUGGAAACCAAAGGCGCGGCCGACUUAACGCGGCCGAAAUCUCUGCAGGAGAGUCUCUGGGAUGUCAUGAUAUUCACGAUAGGCGGCUGUCCAGGAGCUAUUUUGGGCGCAUGGAUGGUGGAAAGUCGGCUUGGGCGACGGUGGUCGCUUGCAGGAAGCACGUUCAUCACGGGCUUCUUCUGCGCUGUGUUCAUCAUGGUUCAGAGCGCGUGGGCGGUCCGGGUGACGACCAUGGCUAUCAGCUUGAGCGUUACUACAAUGUGGGCGGUGCUAUACGGAUGGACUCCCGAGAUAUUCGGCACCGAAGUUCGUGGCACUGCGUGUGGGAUAGCUUCAGCUUUAUCGCGAAUCGGAGGGAUGAUCGCCCCUAUGCUGGGUGGGGCACUUCUGGCAAUCGACGAUGCCUUGCCGGUCUAUGUAUCAAUAGCUACGUUCUUGGCGGCGGGAGUGUGUGUGGUUCUGCUGGAUCCUCCGGAAAGCGAUGACGCCGGAACUGAUCUUGGCGGACCCAGUAUCAUGCAUUAGAUAGUCUAGAACAAUUCCCGAUACUGGGUUGGAGUGGCCGGUGUACUACGAGCAACAGAUUCGUACAACCCCAGAGAGUCGAGGUAUAGAUUAGACCGGUGGUUUCACGAUACCCUCGCUGAUUUUGUAGUACACGGUCGAUGAAUCGUCGGCGUUAAUCGCCAAAAACAGGGAGCCCGGACUUCCC
Molecule: messenger RNA, 2286 nt
Organism: Punctularia strigosozonata HHB-11173 SS5
Lineage: Eukaryota; Fungi; Basidiomycota; Agaricomycetes; Corticiales; Punctulariaceae
Product: MFS general substrate transporter
Exons: 14
Biological process (GO): transmembrane transport
Cellular component (GO): membrane
Molecular function (GO): transmembrane transporter activity
Source: RefSeq, a predicted model, not a curated record